CGGCUCCGGCUUCCUCCUGUUUCUCGCGAGAACCGAGGGCUCCGGCUUCCCGUUCGCCGAGACCCGGGCAGGUCGGCGGCGGCGGCAGCAAUGGCGGCCCCCUUGUCCGAGCGGCUGUUCUCGCUGGAGCUGCUUGUGGACUGGGUACGCCUUGAAGCCGGGCUGCUGCCGCCGCCCGCGGUCGCGGUGGAAGAGCAGGAGCAGGCGGAGGAGGAGGAGGAGGCAUCGCCGCCGCGGCCCUCGCGUGGCCUGUGCCCCGCCGUGGCCUUCCGCCUGCUGGACUUCCCCACGCUGCUGGUUUACCCUCCCGGCGGCCCCGCCGCCCCCGCCCCGGAACCUCGGCCCGGCCUGGUCAGCUUCGGUCGCGGCAAGUCCUGUCUGUUCCGCCUGCACGGCGCCACCUUGCACCGCCUGCUGCUUCGGACGCCGCUUUACACCUUGCUGCUGCAGCUGCCCCCCGGGCGCCCGACUCCCGCCCCGCAGCUCCUAGGAGCCUGCAGCAUCUCGCUGGCAGCCGCGGUGCACAAGGUCCUGGGGCCCGCCGCCUCCGGCUGCUCGCAGGGCCAUCGAGGGAGUUUCCCUCUGCAUGACCGGGAGGGGAAGCGGAUUGGGGACAUUGCCCUGGGCUACCGCCUGACCGAUCUGGGAAGCAGUCUGCUGGGCCAUCUGGAGCGGCCAGUCACUUCCACAGGAGGUGGAGUGGCGGGUGCAGAGGUGCAGAAAGCAGUAGAGGUCAGUUCCCAAACCUUGCCGGGGAGACAGCAGCUGCAGCUGCCAAACUCAGAGCCAAGCCCAAGAGAUGCUGAUGAGCCUCUGGUGGACGUAAAAAUCUCAGGGGCACAGAAGGAUUUGAAAGAAAAAGUUUUCCACAGCAAGACCGACUCUGAUAACACGGGUUCUGUGGAGAAUGGCAAAACUAGCUGUGUUAUUUGUUCAAGUGGUAGCAGCAAGAAAAGUGUUAGCCCCCCAAAUCAGGAAGUCACAGAGUUGGAUGUUGAAACCAACAUAAUUUGCCCUCCUCCUCUGUAUUACACGCAUCUGAGCCACAAAAAGACACCUCCUAAACAGGGUAAAAUCACCAUUGAGCCCCAACUGAAUGCAACUGAGGAACUGGAUGGUACUUUUCUGGCAGGAAAACUUGUAAAUCCCCCAGCACAUACUAACCCUCUAGAACAUACAAAUUCUGAAGCACAUGAGAGGCCUCCAGUGCUUAUAAAUCCUUCACACGUUCAGGAUAUAGGAGCAAGUAAUCAAACUACAGACCGUUCUCAAACUGAACAAAAUAGAAUUAAUACUAUAAGGCAGCUGCCUUUAUUAAAUGCUUUGUUGGUUGAAUUGUCCCUGUUAUACACCCAACCCGUGGCAAGCCCUACUCAUAUACAUCCUCACUUAGCCUGGUUAUAUAGAACUGAAGAUAAGAAGUCACCAGAAUCUUCUGCUAAAUCCACAUGUACAUCUGAAUCUAAGGAUAAGCUUUCUGUGGGGGAAAAUGAAAAGUCAGGGAGUCUUCUGUAUACAAAGAACAAAAGUGAAAAUCUUAAGAAAGCUAAAUGUUUUGAAAAGAAAGGUGGUACCCCCCAAAAAAGAGUUCCAAGGGGGAAACUACUUUAUGGCUUAACAAAUACGCUAAGAUUGCGUUUAAAGCAAACAAAUCCUGGUAUGUUGGUAGUACAUGAAAAGAGAGAACAGUAUAGAAAAAUGCAAGCACAGAUAUUAGGUGCAAAACUCAGAAUUUCAUCAUCCAAAGUUAAGGUAGUAAAUUUUGCAGAGCAACAUCAGAAGCCGCAUCAACUGCCUAAAGAUAAGUAUUUAGAAUCAGAUGCAUCUUUUGCUGAAAAUAGUGGUACCUCAAAGCAAGUUAGUGUUGCUUUUGAUGACCCCAGCACGACUAAAGAAACUCAGCUGAAACGUGCAACUGAAAAGACAGUUGAUUGUGGUGAAAAUGGAACCAGUAAUGAUUUAUUGGAAGAAAUCGUGAGUCCUGCAGACUCCAUUGUCUCAGAAAGGUUUAUCCAUACAAAUAUGGUGGAAGGAAAAGUGGAAAUGAAAGCCCCAAGUCUGUUUGUUUUCCAGCAGGAUGCAGCUGUUGACCAAAUCAUAGUAGGUAAAGAAAUAGGUGACAGGCAGGGCAAAGUUACUGAUAAUGACAUUCCUACUGCUGAUAGGAGUGAAAAUAGUCCAAGUAAAAGCAGUUGCUCCAAAAGCAUCUCAGAACUAAAGUCUUCAGGUGACUUCACCAGCCCUUGCUAUUCUGAAGACACCAGCAGAAUUUUACAAGCUCAUGACAGGAGACACAGUCAACAUACGAGUCAGUCUAGUGAAACAAGACCGUCCAUGAGGAAAAAUGGCAGUGAGAAGAGUUCUAUUCUUAGCCCACCUUUUUCAGCUGGAUCACCAGUGCUCUCACAUAAAAGAUUCCAUAUUUCAAAGACUCAAGGUAGAAGUUUGGAGGAAGCAUCUUAUGUCUCUACCAGUGACUUCUCCUCAUCCCAUUGGACUGAGGAAAAAGAAAACCAGAUAGACCAAAAUAGUAUGCAUAAUUCUAAAGUUACAAAGAGGGAUCAAGACAUCUCUACUAAACUUAAGUCAAGAACUGAUAGCAAGUCCUCAGAAAAAAGCCAGUCACCUCGAACAUCUCAAGUGAGUUCUUAUCUGCCUUCUAAUUUGUCAGAACUAGAACUUAAUGUCCUGGAUAGCAGCCCUUCAGAUCACUUUGAAGAAGACAAUGAUGACAUUUAUUCACUAAACAUUUCCAAGCAAUGCAAAGAUAUUUGCGAAUUAGUAAUAAAUAAACUUCCAGGAUAUACAGUGUAAAAAUAUGUGCUUUUAAAUAAUGUUUAAUGUUUUAUAAUCUGUGUAUGCUGUUAGUGAAACAGUUUUUAAUAGCUCUACAUUAUUUUCAUUACAUAAAUUUAUGUGAAUAAUUCAUUUUAAGAAUAUGUGUUUGUCAUUCCUUCGGUGUUUAAAUAGUAUUCUGCCGUUAAAUCUGACAAGAUUGAUCGUGAAACCACUUUAUAACCUAGGUAAGAUUUAAGUUGUUUAAUAUUAUGAGAAUAAAAAUAUCUUCUUAAACUGUC
Molecule: messenger RNA, 3077 nt
Organism: Vicugna pacos (alpaca)
Lineage: Eukaryota; Metazoa; Chordata; Mammalia; Artiodactyla; Camelidae
Gene: MAP10
Product: microtubule associated protein 10
Biological process (GO): mitotic spindle midzone assembly; cytoplasmic microtubule organization; positive regulation of cytokinesis
Cellular component (GO): mitotic spindle midzone; cytoplasmic microtubule; centrosome
Molecular function (GO): microtubule binding
Source: RefSeq, a predicted model, not a curated record